UGAUAUUUGCGCAAUAACGAGAAAAGGCCAGAUAAGUUUUACUGAUCGUUUCGUUUCAAUAUCUGACGUGAAGUUGUUUACGUUUCCAUAAUUCAUUGCAAGACGCACUUCAUGAAUUGAUAGAAAGUGUUUAGUACAAAAUAUUCUGCUACGUGAAGUUUGUGCUGUGCAGACUGCCAGAUAGAGAUGGCGUCUAUGUAUUUCCUUAGCUUAUGUUUAUUAUUUUGCUGCAUCAAUCGUGGAAGCGGAUUAAGAUGUUGGACUUGCAACGAUGCGAGAUCGGAAAAGCAAUGCAUUGCAAGAGGACAAUCGGAAAAGUGUAGAGGACAGGCAAUGUCUUGCCAGACUGAGAUCCGUUAUCAUGAAGGUGCCGGUAGCAUCCCUUUCAUUACAAAACGAUGCAAACAAACGGACGCAUGCGAGAAUAAUCGGGGACAGAAUCCGGGUGCGGCUGCUGGACCGACUCAAUGUAAUUCUGGCGUACAGAACUCUGUUUGUAGAUGUUGUUGCAGAGGAUUUCAUUGCAAUAGAAGAGACUUUUGGUGCUCCGGAAAUAAAGGUACUGGCCCCACUCCUAAGAAGUGCAAGGUACUGAAUGCUCCAGAAAAUGGAUCAAAGCAAUGCAAGUUCAGAACACUUGAGGGGGACAUUGGCACCAGAUGCACGUUUUCUUGUGAGGCCGGCUAUCAUCUCAACGGCAAUUCUGAAAGCGUUUGCAGACGAGGUGCUCGAGGAACAAAACCAAAAUUUAACAAUGAUCCUCCGGAUUGUGAGGAAAUGCCAGAAAUUACAGCUGGUGGAGACAAUCCCGAGGAUCUGCACGAUUGUGAUGACGCACCAGCCGAACCUGAAAAUGGAGGACGUUCUUGUUUAAGAAAUAGUGCCGGAGUUUCGUGCAGAUAUUUCUGUGGUGAUAGAGAGAGUCUUGUCGGGGAUGGAAUUGUUACCUGUACUCGGAAAGGCGGUUGGGAUGGACCUACACCAGAGUGUAAACCUCGUUGUUCGAAACUACAAGAAAAUUUUCGCAACGGCAAUCGAGUAUGCGACUGGGAAGAUAAUGUCGGAUCAACAUGUGAAUACUCGUGCAAUCCUGGCUUUGAAAUGAUAGGAUCUGCUAUCUCUAAAUGCGUUCAGAGGGGAAAAAAUGCAAUUUGGAGUCCACGAGCGCCUACUUGCACAACGUCUCUCCCCCUUGUUGCAUCCUGCGAAGACCUUGGAACCCUUGAGCAUGGUGAAAUAUUAUGCGAUGGUGAAACAAAUGAGAUCGGAACAAUAUGCGAAAUUAGUUGCGUUGACAGAGGUUUUGCACUAAGGCCAUCAAACCAUACGGAAAUUGAGUGCUUGGCAAAUGGUUGGAGUGCUGAGAAACCUUGUUGUAGCCGUCUCUGUCCUCCAUUUGCUCAGGUGGAUGUUGUUAUAAUCAUGGAUUCCUCGUCAUCCGUGAGAAAACAGGGGUGGGGCAAAAUGCUUUCGUUUGUAAAAGAAGUCAUCGGAUCCUUCACAGUAUCUGAUGCCUCAGCAAGAUUUUCCGUGUUUCGAUUUAAUAGUAAAGUUGAUGUGGAUUCACAAAUUUUAUUUGGUGCUUUUCCAAAUAACAAAACAAAUCUUUUGCAUGCGGUGGAAGAAAUCCCAUACAAUGGACGAGGUACAUACAUUGGAAGAGCCCUAACCCAUGCACGAGAUACAGUUUUGAAGACAGAUAACAGAGAAAAUAUUAAGGAUAUGGUCUGGGUUCUUACAGAUGGGAUUUCGAAGGAUGAAGUUGCAAAAGUAUCGACUGACCUUCGUGAUUUUGGUGCAGAGGUGUUUGCCCUGGGGAUUUCUCACCCUAAAGGAAAACUGUCCAAAGAGCAAUUGCUGAGCAUUGGUGGUGACGAAGAACACGUGAUAAUUACUGAAGAUGGAAUUAACAGCCUUUCAGGAGAACUCGUGGAGCGAGUCGCGGAAAGCAUCUGCGAUCACUCCUGCAUUUAGCCAGUGCAUCUCGUGUGACCAACCCGCCGAACGAUUUUUUUUUCACGCGCCGAUGUACAACAUGGAGAGCAAUUAUAUUUCGGUUCGUCAAACACCUAAAGUUCAAAUGACUUACCGCGUUCCAUUUUUAUUUAUUCGAGAAUUGGUAUUCUAACUGUAUUGAUUACUACUAGGUAAUUAUAUGUUAAUCAAUUAAUAAAUAGUAAGUCGAUAAUGAUGACGUCUUUACGCCACGCUCAUCAUAUAGACUCACCAUGCAAUAGUAAUCAGUACACUAAGCCUUA
Styela clava is the source of this 2258-nucleotide messenger RNA. Its product is annotated as E-selectin-like. The record is from RefSeq and is a predicted model, not a curated record. Lineage: Eukaryota; Metazoa; Chordata; Ascidiacea; Stolidobranchia; Styelidae.